AGGGAGAUCACUCGUAAACACGAGGCUCAUCGCGGAAUGGCGGACCCACACUGUAGCAGCAGACAAACCACCGCGACGCCCAGAAACACUUCUGCUACACACGAAAUAACUCACUACCUCAAUGUUGAGAAUGCAAAAUUUGUCGCUUUUAUUAUGAUUAUUGGUUUUAUUGCAUAUCAUGGAAUUAUACACUUAAAAUACGGCAAUGAUUCUUGCAAAUGGCUACUGAGUGAUGGGCGAUUCCCAGGAUAUAGUACAUGGCAACCAUAUGGAUGUAUGACUCAUAAAUAUACUAAAUCAGAUGUCCGAAUGUGUAUGCAUUACAUAUCAUACUGGGGAGGACGGAAUCACAUAGCUUUCGUUGGCGAUUCUCGUAUAAGGCAGCUCUAUUUUGAGUUUAUGAAGUUGGUGAGUACAACUGACAUACCAGAAAGGAAAGUGCACAACGACCUGCAUUAUGAUGAUGAUCAGAUUAGCGCCAGAGUUGACUUUCUUUGGCAACCAAUGGUUAACACAUCGAUGUACUAUGUAUACAAGUCCUGGCUUAUGAGUGGCCCAACUGCACGUCCAAAUCUCAUUGUUACCGGCAGUGGAACGUGGAGUAUAAAGCUAAAUAAUGCUAGUGAACAAGCUCUAAAGAAUUUUGAAGUCAACCUGACUAUGAUUGUGCCAUACUUGAACAAAUUGAAGAAUACAGCAACAAUAUUAUGGAUGCUCCAAGAUCCAGUCAACGAAGAGAAGCUAUCAGUGAAUCGUUCAAUGAUAACCAACCAACAGAUAGAUGACUACAAUAAAGUGGCCAUCCAGAUAUUGGAUAACAGUGCUGCUAGCAUUUGGAGUUCAUCACGUUUGGUUGGACAAGGCCUGAAGAAAGAAUCUGUUGACGGCCUUCACAUUCCAAGUUCUGCUUUAGAACUGGAUGCCCAAAUAUUGUUCAAUAUGUAUUGCAAUAACCAUAUGAACUACAAUGAUGGAACCUGCUGUCGGAGUCCAGAUCCAGUUUCUACUCUCCAAUUGAUUACAGCAGCUACUUUCUUAGUCAUUAUCAUAUCAGCCAUAGCAUUAUGGAUCUAUCGCAGAAGAAAAACACGCAGGAAUGGAGUUAAGGCACGUGCAGAAAAUGGUCCACGGAAUGGACAGACCAACUCACAGAACAAUAGUAGUGAUGGCUGCCAAGAAAUUGUCAACCAUUUGGCUAAGCUGGGAAUUAUAAUGUUUUAUUUUUAUCUCUGUGACAGGACCAACUUCUUCAUGAAAGAAAACAAGUAUUACACUCAUGUCAACUUUUUCCUUCCAUUUGCUUAUGUCAUGAUUUUGGGUUUCUUUUUCACUGAACCAACAGAACAGACAAGUGUAUUACAUAGAGAUCAAACAGAUGAAUGGAAGGGUUGGAUGCAGUUAAUCAUCUUAAUUUACCAUUUUACUGGAGCAAGCCAAGUUUUGCCAAUCUACAUGCAUAUUCGAGUUUUAGUCUCUUCAUAUCUCUUCCUCUCAGGAUACGGUCAUUUCACAUAUUUCUGGCAGAAAGGAGAGUAUGGUCUCUUCCGCUAUUGCCAGCGUGGGUGUUGCCAUAUUUCCCUCUAUUGGCAUACAAGAAAGAAAAGUAUUCACCGCCUUCUAGAAGUUCUGUUUCGAUUGAAUUGUUUUGUGUUCACUUUGUGUUUUGUGAUGGACAGAGCCUACCAGUUUUAUUACUUUGUACCACUUGUGUCUUUCUGGUACAUAGUUGUCUACAUUACCAUGGCAGCCUGGCCCCAUGUCUCCAAAUUGACCGUAGAAUCUAACUUCCAUUAUCUCUACAUGGUCUCCAAGUUUAUUCUCUUGGCAGUGUUUAUCACCUUAUUUUACCUUUCAGAAGUCUUCUUUGAAAAAGUCUUUUUGUCCCGACCUUUUAAAGCUUUAUUUGUGACUUCUGAUGACUCUAUACGAGAAUGGAGGUUUCGUUGGCAGCUGGACAGAUACAGUACCUUGUAUGGCAUGUUAUUUGCUUUUGGUUACCAGUUACUAAUCAAGUACCGAAUAAUAGAUGACACAACACGAGAUACUCUUUUUUCAAAAGGAGCAUCCUGGCUUUUGUGCAUAUUUUCUAUACUUGGUAUUACUGGCUAUACAGUAUUUGCCUGUGUGUGUCGUACAAAACCACACUGUAAUGAUGUUCAUUCCUACUUAACAUUUUUACCUAUUAUUUCUUAUAUCAUACUGAGGAAUGUCCCAGGCUGGCUUCGGACAAAAUACAGUACAUUUUUUGCUUGGUUUGGGAAAAUAUCAUUAGAGUUAUUCAUUGCUCAGUAUCACAUCUGGUUGGCAUCGGACACUCAUGGUAUUUUGGUGUUAGUUCCUGGCUACCCAGUUCUCAAUGUGGUUAUCACUUCAUACAUUCUCGUCUGCAUCUGCCAUGAAAUUCAUUGUAUUACCACAGGGCUGGUGAAGUAUGCAGUGCCCAGUGACUGGAAAAUGUUACUACGGAAUAUCGUUCUCUUUGUGGCCAUUCUGCUACCAGUCUCAAUUAAAGAAGGGGCUCUUGUGUUGUGAUUCUAUAUGGUAAAGGAGCUUAUAUUGAGCACAUCUGUGAUGUUGAUAUUACCAACAGUUUCUCUAUGGAGUACAAAACUACAGAGAGAGAUGGAAAGAGAAGAAAACAUACCUGGGUGAAACUCUUGCACAGAUACCUGUGUACCUGUGUGAGUGCAUAACUCUAAUUGUAUGUCUGAGGACGUACUUGUGCAUAUGUGUUCAAACACAUAUACACAGAUACAUGAGUGCAUUUUUUUUUUGUAAGUGUAUGUGUAUGCGUGUGUUGGUUGAGAAUGAAAGCAGAAAUAUCUGCUGGCAUUUGUGUUGCUGGUCGCAUGAGGGGUUCCUCCUACUCAGCGACCAAUUUCAGACAAACCCACAAUCAAUUCACUUUCCUCAGAGUCCAGGUUAAUUGGCAGAAAGUCAUCAAAACUUGGUCUAUUUAUUUGUGUACAGACUAUUUGUGAUUUGAUACUGAACAUAUUUGAUAUAAAUUUGUGCAGAACUGAAGUUUGGUGAAGUACUGAGAGAGAAAGCAGGAGAGGAAGAAAGAAAAAGAAAAAAGGAAAAAAAAGAGA
This is a messenger RNA of Octopus sinensis (East Asian common octopus), 3092 nucleotides long. Its product is annotated as N-acetylneuraminate 9-O-acetyltransferase-like. NCBI's taxonomy places the organism in Eukaryota, Metazoa, Mollusca, Cephalopoda, Octopoda, Octopodidae. The record is from RefSeq and is a predicted model, not a curated record. The transcript has 22 exons. Bases 37 to 2532 code for a protein of 831 amino acids.